GCGGGCGCCGCCACCAUGGCCUCGCCGCCGCUCCCGCGCCCGCUGCUGCUGCUCCUGCUGCCGCCGCUGCUGCUGCUCCUGCUGCCGCCGCCGCCGGCCGCCCCCGGGACGCGCGGCCGGCCGCCCUCCCCGGCCCGCCGCGCGCCGAGAGGGGCGCCCCUCGCAGGAGCGGGGCCGGCGCGGCCGCCCGAGCCCGGCCCCGGCCCCGAGCGCGAGCCGCCGCCGCCGCCGCCGCCGCCCACGCCGCCCCGGGAGCGCCGCCGGCCCGCGCCCCCCGGCCCCAGCCGCACGGCCCCCCGGCCGGCCGCCGUCACACGCCGGGGACCCUCGCGCCGGGCGCCCCGAGGCGGGAGCGCGGCUGCUGAAACGAACAGUUGGCCAGAAAGUAACACUGAAUCCCACACAGAAAACGUCACCUUUGAUCAGAACCAAAUGGACUUUUCCACAGUGGUCUCCAAGGAGGGUGUGAGGACUCAGACCCCCAGAAAGAACCACACUUCUUCAGAUGCUCCAGAAAACUUCACUCCACAAACUGAAGCAGCAGAUGCUGGAGGAAGAAACGACUCUUCCGGGAAGACAAAUUUCACCAUUUCCCCCGUCGGGGCUGAGACAGCAACAGCUCUGACUUCCCAGAGCGUCACCACAGCUUUGGGAACUCCUCACUUGCCAUCCAGCUCAGGGUCUGAAGGAAGAACUGCCCCUUCGCACACGGAGAGCGCAACAUCCCGGGGUUCCCUGGCGAGAGGAAAGGGGCUCCCAGAAGAAGUGACCGUGCACAGCCAAGUGGCUGCCACUUGGGUUUUAGGCCAGUCCCCUCUUCCUGCUCUGGAGGUGGGAGAAGGGAAGAGAAACAUCUCAAGACCGGCGUUCUCCUGGCUGCCUUUCUCCAGGACACCGUCUUACUCCCCUCCCUCAGAGCCCGCCUCGGCUUCUGGAAGCACAGAGGUGCUAAACAACUCCACUGUUCUCCCAAGCGCCUUGGCGAGUCGGACAGAGAGUAUGCAUGUUGCCACCACGCUCCCCAGUGGUGUCCCAGGGUUGCUCCAGUCCUUAACCAUCAGUCUGUGGCCUCUAAAUGAGACAGAGAGUUUCCUCAAGGACUCCGAGAUUGCCCGGACUUCAGUAUCAGCCCAUUCUUCACACUUUGAGGCAGGGUUGCAAAGAAACAGUGAAGUAAUCAGGAAUCCGGGGGAUGGGGGAUUCAUUGAGCCGUCCACAGAAAAUGGAUUUGGCCUCGCAUCUUCCAGGGUCUCCGUGGGAUUCUGGCAAAAUGAUUCCCCAACCUUGGGAGGAGACGAGCUUGCCAGCAGCUUGGAGGCAGAGCAUGGAAGCCCCGUGUCUCGGACCGAGGCUGUGUCCGGGUCCGUCCCGUCGGGCAGGAGUGGAGACAGCACGGCGCGCUCCUUCUUGACCAAGAGCAAGGCGUUUGCAGAUGUGACAGGAAGCUCUACUUCCUAUCCUGAAGUUGUGCACGCUUCAGUUUUGACCCACUUCUCAGCCUCUGCCCCCCAGUCUAGAGGAAGUGACGGAGCGCUGGGCGAUAGGAGCUCCGCUGAGCCGGCCACCGAGUCCUUGUCCUCAUCCUCCUCCGAGAGCCUGGAUUCCUCGGCACCACGUGGUGAACGCUUGACCACUGAAGAUGGUCCGGAGCCCGGAGGCAGUUCUGAUGGGGAAGAGAGGACUUCCCAGGCUCACCACCCGCACACUUCAGCUACUUUCACCGGAACUGGAGAGCGCACGCUGCGGUCUCUCACCAACGCGAGCACAACUUCUGGGGAAGUGAGGCAUUCUGUGGUAGUGCCCAGAGAAACCGAGAGCGCCACCCAACGCGGGAACGUGACCGUGACUGGUGACGCCCACCUGGUCUCGGGCUCACUGGCGGCCUCACCGUCCCUGGGAGUCACUGGAAUUAGCUACAAUCAAGUGCGUGGCACGGAUAUGGAACAGGGGACUUCCAGUGACUACACAGACCACACCUAUGUCUCAUCUACUUUCACCAAAGGAGAACGGGCGUUACUUUCCAUUAUAGACAACAGUUCUUCCCCGGACUUAAGGGAGAGUUCUACCUCUUCUACUAAGAUCUCGAACUCUUCACAUUCAGACUAUUCUUCCUCUUCUCAGGCUCAGACUGAAAGAAGUAAUGUGUCGUCCUAUGAAAGGGAGUAUGCCCAGCCUUCCACUGAGUCGCUGGGUCUGCGCACAGCCAACGUUCCCUCCUACGCACCCACCAUUAACAUGUCCAACACUUUGGUUCUUCUGGACACUGAUGCUGCAUCGAUUGGUGACUCUUCUUCUUCUUCAGGGCCCCCUUUGCCCCUGCCCUCAGUGUCCCAGUCCCACCAGUUGUUCUCAUCAAUCUCACCAUCAACCGGGGCCUCUACUCUUCCACUGCAGUCCACUCCCGAUGCGCCCACACCAGUGUCUUCCUCACCACCACCCUUACCAGGGUCCCUGACAGCAUCUGCCCCUGCCUCACCAUCUGCCUCCCAAACAACCCUACCACCUUCACUUUCUACCCUGGUCCUGCCCAGGGCAAGAGACACCCCUGUGACUUCAGUUCAGACGGGGACAAUGGCAUUAUCUGUGGCAAUGCUCCCCAGCGGUCAAACAGCAGAUCCUAAGAACCAGAGUCACCCACACCAUGAGAAAGUCAUUACAGAAUCAAAGCCACCAGGCCCGGAGUCUCUGCCCACAGAGGCCCCUGAAGCUAUAACAGUGAGAUCUACGUCAGGGAUCCCUAAGCCCUCGACCUUAACAGAGUCCUCCACUCAGCAAACCCUCCCAGCCACGAGCACCAGCGUACCCCAAACGUCUCCAGCUUUGACAACCACCGUCCUUGAGACCUCUCAUCCCUUCAGCCCUGCGUCAACCACAGCAGCUCCCAUGGCUGACCCCACAACAGUACAGACUACGGCUGAAAAACAGCUCUUGCCAACCAGCCCCGAAAUCCCAGCACCACGGAUCUCCACAGAAAGCUCUGUCACCACAGAAAGGAGCCAAGUCCAUGGAGAUGCUACCAGCCAGUUGAUCCCCCUCACCAGUGUACCCACAUCAGCAAAAGGAUUGACCCUAAGACCUGGCAUGACAGAAUACAGCCCGGCUUCACAUUUCCUCAGAACAUCUCCCCCAACCACAGGCGUUUCCACGGCCGAAGUAUUGACUCCUAAAUCUACCACUGUCGCUGCCCAGAGCAGCACACAGUCGCCAAAAGCAUUGUCAUCUCCAGCCUCAGUUAACAGCUGUGCCACUAACCCUUGUCUUCACGACGGGAAAUGCGUUGUGGACCCUACUGGCCACGGGUAUCGCUGCGUGUGCUCACCCUCCUGGCAAGGGGAUGACUGCAGUGUGGAUGUGAAUGAAUGCCUCUUGAACCCCUGCCCACCCCUGGCCACAUGCAACAAUACUCAGGGAUCCUUCACCUGCAAAUGCCCGGUUGGCUACCAGAUGGAAAAAGGAAUAUGCAAUUUGGUUAGAACCUUCGUGACAGAGUUCAAAUUAAAGAAAACAUUUCUCAAUACCACCGUGGAGAAACAGGCAGACCUACAUGAAGUUGAAAAUGAGAUCACCAAAACAUUAAAUAUGUGUUUUUCGACAUUACCUGGUUAUACCCGAUCCACAGUUUAUGCUUCUAGGGAGCCCAGUGCAGUGGUCAUGUCACUGCAAACCACCUUCUCCUUGGCCUCCAACGUGACGCUGUUUGACCUGGCUGACGGGAUGCAGAAAUGUGUCAACUCCUGUAGGUCCUCUGCUGAGGUCUGCCAGCUCUUGGGAUCUCAGAGGCGGAUCUUUAAAGCGGGCAGCCUGUGCAAGCGGAAGACUCCGGAAUGUGACAAGGAGACCUCCAUCUGCACCGACCUGGACGGGGUCGCCCUGUGUCAGUGCAAGUCGGGCUACUUCCAGUUCAACAAGAUGGACCACUCCUGCCGAGCAUGUGAAGAUGGAUAUAGACUCGAAAAUGAAACCUGUAUGAGUUGCCCAUUUGGGCUUGGUGGUCUCAACUGUGGAAACCCUUAUCAGCUGAUCACUGUGGUGAUCGCAGCAGCAGGAGGUGGGCUGCUUCUUAUUCUAGGCAUCGCGCUGAUUGUUACCUGCUGCCGAAAGAGUAAAAAUGACAUAAGCAAACUCAUCUUCAAAAGUGGAGAUUUCCAAAUGUCCCCAUAUGCCGAGUACCCCAAAAACCCUCGCUCACAAGAAUGGGGCCGAGAAGCUAUUGAAAUGCAUGAGAACGGAAGUACCAAAAACCUCCUCCAGAUGACGGAUGUAUAUUACUCGCCCACAAGUGUAAGGAAUCCUGAACUUGAACGCAAUGGACUCUACCCGGCCUACACUGGACUGCCGGGGUCACGGCACUCGUGCAUUUUCCCUGGACAGUAUAACCCAUCUUUCAUCAGUGAUGAGAGCAGGCGAAGAGACUACUUCUAAGUGCGCAAGACAGAGGGGGCGCCCAGCACUCUGAGCAAGUUUUGGGCCCUCAGCUGCUCGGAGGACUGCAGCAGGGGGGAGCGUGCUCACCGGCUGCCCCCAGGACUCUUGGACGCACACUGCAGUGGCGAGCGGGAAGCGGGACAGGCGUGAGGGGCGUGACCGCAGGGGAAGGGCACGGAUGGAUCCGGGACGUGGGACUGGGGGCCGCUCCUUGGGCACCUUCGCCCUUACUGUGAACGUGAACGUGGGCCAGUCCCGGGAGUCUCUGAGUGCCGUCGCCGCCCCCGGGCUGACCCGCAGCCAGGGCACGUCGUCAGGCGCCUUCGCCAGGACCCAGUCUUUCCGUAGUUUGCACUUUAGUAAAUUGGAUAGGGAGGUCUCCUUUCGGAUUUUUUCCAAGACUGUUCCAAAAAGAAGGCCUCUUUUCCUCAGACACUCCCGUAGGCCUCGACCUGUGAUUGAUUUACCGCAAAAUACAGGCUCUUUCGUUGUUUUCCUGCCCGGUAUCUCCGUGCUAAACAACAGAUGAUGAUGAUGAACAUACCACUAAGGUUUGGAGAUGCUGCAGGUGAGCAUACAGCAUUUUAGCAGGUUCUAGGUCUUAUGCAGUUUCCAAGCCCACCCUCAAAAUGAGGAACUGAAAUGUGGGAGGCAUAGCACACACUCCAUUUUUUAGUCAAGGUGACAUUUCUUUAAGAUUAUAUUUUCCCUCUGCAGUUAAGGGCAAAACAAGUUGCAUUUGCUUUUAAUUAGAGGCCUCCCGCCGCCGGUAGUGAGGCCGGGCAGGCCGCGCCGGGCUCGGGGCCCUGGGGGGAGGAGGCCCGGAGGGUCACAGAGCCGCAGGCCGUGGGGCGCUUCUCAUCCCGGAGGGCAUCGCCCAGUGCUGGUCCCGGGGAGUGUGACCCCCCCCGAGGCCGAAGCUGCCGUGUCUGUGCAGUAGAAAUGGGAAGCUGAAUGCAGCCUGGGCCCGAGUGGGUAUUCCACCGCUGAAGGAGAAGCGGUGGGAUGUGGCUAGAGGACUGGGCUGACCGGGCACGUUCCGCUUCCUGAAACCCCCGCGCUUUGGGAAGCCGUGCGGGUUCCUGAGGAAGACCCGAGAGCUGGGACAGAGCCACACGUCCGUGAGUCUGCUUCCCUCCUGGGGCCGCUUCUGUGAUCCUAUCCCGCAUCUUGUCCACAAACUCAGUGUCCACUUUCAACCAACGGCCCAGAGCUGUUUAUUCACUGAAGAGAUAACUUAUUUUCUCUCAUGCAGUAAUUUGUCCCCCUUUAUACUACUGCCGAGUUCCCUCCAGAAACAUAAUUUAAGUCCGCAUUGGAGAACGAAAGACUUCCGGCCAGUUAAGGAGUUGAGAGUUUGCCUUUGGGAAGGAAAUGCCACAUGUCUUAUUUAUUAUGCCUGUGACAUGGGUCCUGUGGGGUAGGGGGGGCAUCCCCAGGGCACGGUGUCUUUACCUGCUAUUUGUGGAACUGCGAUUAUUCCCGCCAUGUGCUUUUGACACAUCCUGGUUUGGGAUGAAGUAGAACACAGUGGUAAAGAAUCGUUCCCACCCUGAAGCUUGGAGCUCAGGGGCACCCACAUUUCUGGAAGCCGUCUAGCCUUUGGGGACAGUUCUGUCCUGGGCAUGGUUGUUUCUUCAGAGUUCUCUUUUUAUCUCUUCAGAGUGUAUCUCACCCUUACUGUUCUGUAACCCUUGUCCUUAGAGUUUUAAGUGUCAACUCCUGUGUCCCAUGGUCUCCACGAGCCACCAUCACCCUGCUGCUGCAGGAACACAAGUCGGGUGUGAUGCUUUUUAGUCAUUACAUUGGACUCAUCUCCUGAGAUACAAAUUCAGCGGAUGGCACCUUCAAAUUUCAGAGCAUCACCUUUCUGAAACCUUUGGGUCUUGCAGCUCUCUGGGGAAGCCUCUGGUCUCACAUCUACCUGGAGAGCUCCGAGCUCCUGCCCUCCGCUCACCCUAGCCAACAGGCUUGGCUCCCUCAUGAGGUGGCCUCGCUUCCUGGCUCUUGAUGCAGAUCCUUGCUCAUCCCCAGAACCCAGAGCCACGGGGGGGGGGGGGGGGGGGCUGUUCCCAAGCAUACUCAGCUAAAGGUGUCAGAUGCUAUCUCAGCUGACAGACCAUCUCCUGUGUCAGGACCAGAAGCUAUAAGCUACACAGAAUGAAGCGUGCUGUCUCAGAAGCAUUCUUGAGAAGACUCGCAAAGUCCAGAAAAGAGUGUCUUGUGAGUUCCGAGAAUGCUUCGCUUUGAGUAGGUUUUGUGCAUGUGAAGUGGAUUAAGAAUGUCGUUUUUCUUUUACUGUGAAAAAAGGAGGCCCCCGACAGUGUUAGGUUCAAAUGUAUCUCACUUCUAGGAGGCUGUGGGGUUGGGAAACGGUAUCUCAAGAGCAGGAGGGUCUAAGAAGGCAUGAAAACAGCGUGACGGUUACCCAGUUACACGUUAGCUGCCCACCCUGAGUGAGGAGAGGGGAGGCUGGCUGCACCCCUGUCUGGGCUUAAUACCUCCCAAAGGGCCCUGUCUGGGCCGAGGGCAAACAUCCAGGACAGCAGCAGCCUCUGGACUGGAGGGACAGGCCUGGGGGCACCCCUGGGAAGCAGAAGCUCUCACUUCCGGCACAGGUGCUCCGUGUCAGCCCCUGCACCUGGAAUGUGUGCCUCGUGGCCACAGGAAUACCACAGUCCUGCCUCGCUGGGGCCCCACAGCUAGGGGAAGGUGGAAGGGAAAAGGGACACUUAACUGCUCAUGAGAGGCUUCACCUUCUGGAGGGCCUGGCGGGGCCGAACGGAAGCCAUGUGUCCUGUAGCAUGCGGUGGCACCACACCGUGACUCAGAGCAGAACGGGGUUCCCUGCCAGCUUCCCAGCCACUGUGGGUUUUGUUGAAGCUCCAGGGAGUCUUCUUUCUCCUGUCUUUUCCUCUUGGCCCCAUGAGCCAGCCCAGGGCCCUAAAGACCAUUGAUGAAGUCUACCUGUCGUGACCAGAAUCUCUGGUGUUCCCCCCCCAUGACCAGGCUCUGUGCAGGGUCCUUGGCCUCACCACACCCUGGUGAAGUGUGCAUGAGAGUGUCUGUUUCUUGCACACGUGAACUUUCAGAGAGGAUGAAUAUCUUGCCUUAGAGAGCCAGGAUUCAAAUCCUUCUCCCUUUCUUGCCUUCCUGGUGAAUGCUUCACCAUCCAAAUGGACCUGACAUGUCAAAGACGGCAGGAGAGAGUGGGCUUACAAAAUACUUUUUUUUUUAAGAACCUUAACAUUAUUAAGCAUCAACUGAACUAAUGAUAUGAAAUGCAAAAAAAAAUGAAUCCUUUUUGAAAAGGUCCUUUUGGGUUCAUCGCAUAUAAUUGCAUCUAUUUUUUGGACACGUGAGGUCAUCAUUAAGAGAAGAGUGGCUUGUGUUUAGCGAGAAGUGUACUGGUACGUGGCUUUGGGUGUAGGAAGGGUGAGGUGAUGACCCGGGUUUUUGACAAACGCAGCCAGACUUAGAUGCCCAUCUGAGGGCUGCUUCGCCUUGUAUUAGAAGCAUAUUUUUGUGAACGUGAUCAGAGUCGUGAACAUAUUCAGUUGAAUGUUUUAAAUGCUGACAAAUCUUCCUCCUUUGAUGAAAAUUUAUUUUCAGAAGCAGCUAAGUCAUUUAGAGCCAAAUUUGUUGAAUGGAUAGUGUAAUCAAGCUGGCUGCUAGCAUUUGGAAUUAUAAACAAAGAUGUGACUAUUAAGUUCUCGAAGAGGUAAUUCUUAAAGUUGGUCCCAACAGAAGGCAGCAUCUUUGCAGUACAAGGCUGGAUGGCUGCCCAAGAAAAGGUUUUUGAGGGAUGAUAUUUAUUCAGAUGUGGAAGCUCCCAGAGCAGGCACAUUAGGGUCAUUCCUCACAUGUGGCUUUGUGGGGUCUCCAUGAAGCCAUCUUGCCCACUGGCCAAGUGCCCAGGUACCUGGUAGGCUGGGGAACUUUGCCUGAAGAAGCUAAAGCCGAGCAUUCUAGUUGCUCCUGACUUAGUUUAGCCUAGCAUGCCCCAAAGUCGGGUUCUGACCCAUCGUUCUAAGAUACUUACCCUGAUUUCAAAACUAGGCACUUCUUUGGAGGCAGGAAGAAUGCAAGGUUCAGUAUUUCAGUAUUUUCUGUCUUCUUUAAAACUGCCCUUAAUGUCAGAGAUAUUUUUUUUAUGUGAAGACUUUUUCGGGAUUAGGAGGGACAUGUCAUUUCCUCCUUGACAAAACAUCAUUCUGAGGUUCUUGUGUGCAUUUUUGGAAACAGAUAGGGUUUUGUAGAGUUGUCUUUUGAGUAUGUGUUCUUUUUUUCUUUUCUGAAAUCCCCAGAGAAGGAGACUGGUUAAAAGACUAGAAAUAUUAAAGUAUUAAAUGCCAGUUAAUUUGUUGUGCUAAAGUAUCUUUUCAAUAGUGUUAUAAUCCAUCCUGUUUGGUAUCAACUGCUCACAAAAAAGCCUGUGAAACCCAAGGGGACAAUUUAGGUCUAUAAAGAGAGAUCUUAACCAGCUUUGUCCCCUCCGCAUUUUUUAAGAGGACAUUUCAAAGGAUUUGCCUACUAGAUUCUGGUUUUAUCUUUUUUUUUUUGGACAUGGAAUGCAGAUGCAGAGUUCUUUCCUAGGAAGGAUGGGACUGGACAGGGAUGGGAUGGAACCAGUCUAUGCGAAACUAACCCAGAUUUCUGUAUUACCUUGGCCUGUUUCUUCAAAAAAAGAAGGUCUUUCAUUAUGGGUUGCUGUGAGUUUUGUUAAUGUUUGUGUUGCUGGACUUAUGGUUAAGUGAAGCAUGUAGCUGGAAUAUGAGCUUCUUGAGUUUUCACAUUGUCCCGAAUUUCUUUUUGCAAACCUUUAAACCUUAGCCCCUGGUUGAUUGUGUUAAAACCAUUAUGAGAAUGUUAUUUAAAGUUGUAUUAUAAUUGCCACCUCCACUAAUUAUUCAGUACUGUAGCAGCAAAAUAUUAUUUGUAAGAAUUUGGUUAUUUUUAUACUUAUAUCUACUUUAAGUCUGGCGUUCUAGUCAGUAAAUGAUGCAAUAAAAUGAAUAUCAUUUU
Molecule: messenger RNA, 9450 nt
Organism: Mirounga angustirostris (Northern elephant seal)
Lineage: Eukaryota; Metazoa; Chordata; Mammalia; Carnivora; Phocidae
Gene: HEG1
Product: heart development protein with EGF like domains 1
Exons: 18
Coding region: 16-4422 (1468 amino acids)
Biological process (GO): heart development
Molecular function (GO): calcium ion binding
Source: RefSeq, a predicted model, not a curated record